This is a messenger RNA of Oldenlandia corymbosa var. corymbosa, 1131 nucleotides long. The record is from the annotation of a GenBank genome assembly. Lineage: Eukaryota; Viridiplantae; Streptophyta; Magnoliopsida; Gentianales; Rubiaceae.
AUGAGUGACAAACGCUUUAUGCCUUUUUCGGCCAAAGAUGUUGCAUUGCGGACGAAUUUGAUUUUCAAAUUAUAUGGCUUAGAGGCAGCGGAGGAUUAUUUUAAUAGUAUUCCUGGAAAUCUUAAAAGCUUUGUAGCAUAUGUUGGCCUCCUUAACUGCUAUGCCCAUGAUAAGUCCGUGGAAAAAGCAGAGGCCACCAUGCAGAUUUUAAGGAAUAUAGGGAUUCGGUCACCAUUGGCCUUCAAUAUCAUGAUGAAUCUUUACUACAUCUUGGGGAAGUGGAAGAAUCUAGAUGAUUUAAUGCAAGAAAUGGGAAUAACUGCUGACUGUUACACUUACAGUAUCCGAUUGAGUGCUUAUGCUGCAGCUUCUGAUAUUGCUGGUGUAGAUAAAAUUGUUAAUAUGAUGGAAAGCGAUCCAACUGUUUUUAUCGACUGUAAUACUUUUUCUACUAUUGCUCAGGCAUAUCUGAGACUCGGGCACUUGGACAAAGUGUUGACGGCUUUGGGGAAAAUGGAAGGGGUAGCAAGUAGCAAGAAAACGAGACAUUUCUCCUUCGAUUUUCUACUUAAAAUGUAUGCUGAAAUUGGAAGGAAAAUUGACGUUUUCCGAAUCUGGAACAUGUACAAGAAAGAAAGAAAAAUAUAUAACAGGGGUUAUAUAAGCAUGAUGAGCUCGCUAUCAAAGUUCAAUGAUAUUGAAGGGAUGGAGAAAAUCUUUGAGGAGUGGGAAUCAAGUGGACUUCCUUAUGGUUUUAUGGUCCCAAAUACUCUUGUAAAUUUUUAUUGCAGAAAUGGACAAAUAGAGAAGGCUGAGGCUCUCAUUAACAGAGGAUCACAGAAAGGGGGUAAACCUCUGUCAACUACAUGGUACUAUAUGGCACAAGGAUACAUUAUGAAUAAUCAAAUUUCAAAAGCUGUGGAAGCGUUGGAAAAGGCAGUCUUGGCAUGUCGGCCCAAUGAUCGUCCUAGCAAGGAAACUUUGGUGACCAUUCUGGAAUAUCUGGAAAACAGGGAAGACAGAGUAAAGGAAGAGGAGUUUCUAAGUCUUCUGAAAACGGAAAACGUAUUUCCAGGAGCAGAUCGUGAUAGGAUGCUUCAAAUUGUCAAAGUGGAAGAAAUUGCAGCUUGA